AUGGGCAGGGCCGAUGCAGAGACGGGCCACGUGCCUGAAAAAAUGAAGCCCCCCGAUGGAGGCUGGGGCUGGAUUGUGCUGCUGGGUUGCUUCGUCAUCACUGGCUUUUCCUAUGCCUUUCCAAAGGCAGUGAGUGUCUAUUUCAAGGAGCUGAUGUAUGACUUCCACGUGGGCUACAGUGACACAGCCUGGAUCUCAUCUAUCAUGCUGGCUAUGCUGUAUGGAACAGGACCUGCAUGCAGCAUUAUGGUGAACCAGUUCGGCUGCCGGCCGGUGAUGCUUGUGGGGGGGCUCCUGGCUUCCUCAGGAAUGAUUCUGGCCUCCUUCACAACAAAUAUUAUUGAGCUGUAUUUGACGGCUGGCAUGCUCACAGGUUUAGGCAUGUCUCUGAACUUUCAGCCUUCUCUGAUCAUGUUAGGCUCCUACUUUGACAAGCGCAGACCUCUAGCCAAUGGGCUUGCAGCGGCUGGGAGCCCCGUUUUCCUUUCAGCCCUCUCUCCACUAGGACAAGUCUUGUUGGAUAAGUUUGGCUGGCGAGGGGGGUUCCUCAUUAUGGGGGGCUUGCUGCUCAACUGUUGUACCUGUGGAGCAGUCAUGAGACCUCUGGAGGUCAGUAUGAAGAAGAGAGAGAAAACCCAGGACAAAUAUGAAGUGAAAGAAAUGCUCCCGAUGGGAGGGAGGGCAGAAGAGGUCAUCAGCACCACGGAAAGCACCAAGAAGUCAAAGAAAGCCAAGAAGAAAAAGCACAAGAAAAAGAAAAAGUUGUUAGAUUUUUCUAUCUUCAAAAACCGGGGAUUCGUCAUUUAUGCCAUUGCCAAAUUCAUCAUGGUGCUGGGCCUCUUUGUGCCCCCAAUAUUGCUCGUCAACUACGCCAAAGACAUAGGAGUGCCGGACAAAGAAGCUGCUUUCUUGUUGUCCAUAAUUGGUUUCAUAGAUAUUUUUGCCCGCCCAUCCUGUGGCAUGGUGGCUGGACUUAAGUGGGUGCGCCCCCACGUCACUUACCUGUUCAGCUUUGCUAUGCUGUUCAAUGGCCUGACAGAUAUACUCAGUGCCAGGGCCAACACCUACUCAUCCCUCAUCAUCUUCUGUAUCUUCUUUGGCAUAUCCUAUGGGAUGGUGGGAGCACUGCAGUUUGAGGUCCUCAUGGCCAUCAUCGGGUCACAGAAGUUCUCCAGCGCCAUUGGGCUGGUGCUGCUCAUCGAGGCCUUUGCUGUGCUCAUUGGACCUCCUUCUGCAGGACUCUUAGUGGAUGCACUCAAGAAAUAUGAUGUUAUCUUCUAUCUGGCUGGCUCAGAGGUUGUGUUGUCCUCUCUCUUUCUGGCCAUUGUUUCCUACUGCUGCUUGAAUAGGGGAAAAAAGAUGACCUCACAACCAGAGCCGCCUCCUCCAGGUGGAGGUGGCAGUGAAACAGAGGAAGCAGAAUCAGACAUACAGGAAGCAGAUGAUCAUCCUGGCGACAAUCACUACCUGCCUCACAGUGGUAACAAUGCUGGGGGUGAUGCAGCAAAUCACCUUACGGAAAACAGAAAUGCAGAUAGAGUUGGGCGGCCCGACGCAGAGGGCAUGGUAAUGAUACCAGGUGGCUGCCAUGUUGACCAGAUAGUGGAAAGAGACAGUUUUUAG
Messenger RNA from Gekko japonicus, 1623 nucleotides. It is a transcript of the gene SLC16A8, whose product is annotated as solute carrier family 16 (monocarboxylate transporter), member 8. Gene Ontology annotation, biological process: transmembrane transport; monocarboxylic acid transport. Gene Ontology annotation, cellular component: membrane. The coding region runs from base 1 to 1623 and encodes 540 amino acids. Lineage: Eukaryota; Metazoa; Chordata; Lepidosauria; Squamata; Gekkonidae. Gene Ontology annotation, molecular function: monocarboxylic acid transmembrane transporter activity. The transcript has 4 exons. The record is from RefSeq and is a predicted model, not a curated record.